AUGCACCACGCGGUGCCGGUCUCCAUUAGGGCGGAGUUCCUGCUCGCGCCCGCGCUCGCCGCCGCGCCGCGUCCCGCGCUGUCGUCGCGGCCGCUCGGCGCCCUCGGCGACGGGGCCGCCUCGCCCCCCCUCGGCGGCCAGGGCUCCUCGGAGCCCGCGCGCGCCCUCGGCGACGUGGGCCCCCGCGAGCUCUCGGUGACGUGGGCCGCGCCCGGCGAGCUGGAGAGCCGUUCGUCGAGCCCGCGGCCCGCCGCCGAGGAGUUCCUGCAGCAGCCGGCCUCCUUCGGCUGGCUGCAGAAGUGA
This is a messenger RNA of Prorocentrum cordatum, 303 nucleotides long. NCBI's taxonomy places the organism in Eukaryota, Dinophyceae, Prorocentrales, Prorocentraceae. The record is from the annotation of a GenBank genome assembly.